Molecule: messenger RNA, 297 nt
Organism: Pestalotiopsis fici W106-1
Lineage: Eukaryota; Fungi; Ascomycota; Sordariomycetes; Amphisphaeriales; Sporocadaceae
Exons: 2
Coding region: 1-297 (98 amino acids)
Source: RefSeq, a predicted model, not a curated record
AUGUCAUACGAAGGAGCAGACCUCAACCAAAUGGCCAAAGAUGGCACCAGAGUCCCCGAGGAUGCCGCAAAACCAAACAUUGUCCCCUCAAAGGCAGGAUAUCACAGAACACAGCCCACUGCUGGCGGCCUGGGUGCUGAGAUGCUGAGCGAGGCCGCUGACAACCCCGUCUCUGACGAAAAGAGGAUGGGCAAGCAUGGUCCCGGUGUUGGUGAGGUCAUUACUGGCACUGGUGAUGCUAUGCCGUCCAUGGCUUCGACCAAGCAUACUGGUCAUGGUGGAAAGGAGCGACAGUGA